Sphenostylis stenocarpa is the source of this 1251-nucleotide messenger RNA. Lineage: Eukaryota; Viridiplantae; Streptophyta; Magnoliopsida; Fabales; Fabaceae. The record is from the annotation of a GenBank genome assembly.
AUGGACGUGAAGACAUUGGCGAAAUCAAAGAGAAGUCACACGCAGCACCACAGCAAAAAGUCUCACCAUAGCCAAAAGCCCAAAGCCCAAUCGUCUUCUGCUUCGUACCAAAAGGACGCUGCGAAGAACCCACCGGGAAAGCAGGAAGUGAACGCGGAGAAGAAGAAGAAAAAUUACCGUUCUGCGCUUCCCUCGAAUUGGGACCGCUAUGGGGAGGAAGAGGAUGAUUCUGGGCCCGAAACUGCUAGCAAAACCCUCGAUGUUGUCUUGCCUAAAAGUAAAGGCGCCGAUUAUCGCCACCUGCUUGAGGAGGCUCAGUCCCAUGCGGAGACAAGUUUGGAAGCAUUCCCUGCCUUCGAUGAUCUUCUUCCUGGGGAGUAUGGUGUGGGAUUGAGCUCUAUGCUUGCGUCCAGGGGAGAGGGCAUCGUCUCGUGGAAUGGAGAUGAUAAUUUUGUUGUAGAGGAUAAGACAAGUGGAAAUCAGGAGGCAUCAUUUUUGUCUCUAAAUUUGCUUGCUCUAGCUGACAAUUUUGCCAAAGUUGACUUAUCAAAGAGAUUAUUCAUUGAGUCUGACCUAUUAUCCACUGAGAUGUGUGCGGAAGAGUUGGCAGUGCACAACAACGAAGAACACAAGGAACUGGAAACUAUAGAGGACAAUGAACUAGCCAAUAGGAUGUCUGAAGAAUUAAAUUUAGAAAAUCUUGGUGCACAUCAGUUUGCAUCAUCUAGUUCCAGCAGUAGUAGGCAUGCUGCUUCCACAUUUCCCUUGUCAAAUGACUUUAACAUUCCUGUGAAUCCAGUCAAUGCUGAAUUUCAGCAGGCUAGCAGUAAUGGUAAGCAUAAAGCAUUUGUUCUAAGUUCAGAUGCUAGCUUACAUUCCACCGAAGAUGAAAGAGGGAAACAGUACUCCACAUCUGAAGCUGCUGCUGCUGAAAAAGAACUAGAUAUGCUUCUAGAUUCACUUACAGAUACCAAGAUUCUAGACUCUCCAGUUUCAUUGGGAGUCUCUUCUGCGUAUCCUCCGCAGAUUUUGAAGAAAGAUAUAGUUCCACCCAAAAUUGCAUCCCUUACAGCUAGUCUAGAUGAUGCACUUGAUGACUUGCUGGAGGAAACAUCCACUUUGAUGAAACCAAAUGUUUUACUACUGCCAAAGAAAGAAAAGCAUGUCCACCACAGCAUGCAAUCUUCCUCACAUUCUGGAAGCAUGUCCAAAAUAACUGAUGAUUUUGAUUCAUGGUUUGAUACACUUUGA